AUGCUAAACAACUGUUAUACUCUUCGUCAUAGUCCUGUAUUCAGAAAUCCAAAAUCAAAUGUUGCAGUAUAAUAAUUAACUACUCUAAUUAAUGAAACUGCAGGUCGAUUAUCUCCACUUCAACCGUAAGUCAAAAAAAUAGUUGGAAUUAAAAAAAAUUCAUCAACUGAUCAUUAAUUACCUCUUUGUGAAGUGCCUUUUCAAACUAAUUUUUUUGCAUAACAUGAAAAUGAUUUAUCUUAUUCUAAUAGAAGCAAUAUUUAAACUAAUAGAUAAUUUAGUAGAAAUUAAAGAACAUAAAGUGUUUAUACAGGUAAUAAAGAAAACUUUGUAAGAAGUCCAACUAGAAGUCCAUUUUCUAAACCAGUUAUUUAAAAAGAUUGUUAUACACCUAUUUAUAAAAGGAGUCCUAUUUAAAGAGUGUAAUCUCCAGGAAUUAUAGCAGGCAUAAGAUAAGCUAAUUAAAAAGGGUUUGGAUCCAUAAGUCCAUUAAGAAUCUAACAUAAGCCUAAUUAAAGAGAGCCAUUGUCUGAAAUGGUUGAUAAUUUAAAACAAAAUAUUUUGAGAGAUAUUUAAGAAGUCACAAAAAAAUAUUCAAACACUAUUAUAUAAGUCAAUUAAUAACCAGAAAGAUUUAAAUAAGAUAUAAGAGAAGUUAGAUAUGACGAUUUAAAAACACAAGAAUUUAAAAAGUAGAAAUAUCUCGAACAUUAGGCAUUAUUAUUACAAUAAUAAUUAGAAUUAAUCAAAUAAUAAUAAUAAUAAUAAUAAUAAUAAUAAUAAUAAUAAUAAUAAUAAUAAAAGAUAGUUAUACAAAAUAAACAGAGCUUUUCUUCUCAAGAAAAUCUUAUCAAUCCAACUUAUGACCCUAAUAAAUAAUAUUAAUAAAGAUAAAAUGAAUUAACUUUUUUAAAAUCUUUAGAAAGCUAAAAUAGAUCAUAAUCAUUUGCUGAUUAAUAAAGUAACUUCUAAAGUCUUAGACAAGAUCAAACUUAAAAGAUUAAACAAAUUUAAGAAAUUAAAAAAUUUACUUAUGAUCCAUAAUAUUAAAUGUAAGUUACUUAAUAUUAAGUUGAAGAUAGAACACCACUCUAAAAUAUUAGUAAAUUCAAUUAACAAAUUGAUUAUUUGCAGAAAUUGAAUAAUAAGAUUGAAUCUAUUUAAAAACAUUAAAAUCAAGUAUCUGAGUACUUAAAACCUUAAGAAUCUAAAUUAAAUGAGGAAUUUUCUAAAACAACUAGACAUUAAGAUUAUUAAAUAUAAAAUACUCCAGAUUUGUAUUAAGAUAAAAUGGUUUAAAAUUAUUUUUAAUCUCCAACUAAUCUUAAUUAAGAAAAAUAAUAUCCAGUAUUUUAAACAUCAAGAAACGGUUAUUCACCUAUUGGCAAUCGAGAACCUCUUUCAAAUAAUAAAGAAUCAAUUAAUAAUAUGUUAAAUAACAAUAAUAAAAUAUUAGCUACCCUGAAUUCUUAAAAUGAAUUAUAAAAGUUAAAGAACUUACAAUUAGAGUUAAUGUAAAAUAAACCAUUAUUUGAAUAGCCUAAAUAAUCGAAAAUUGAAUUUAAUUUUAACAAAUAGUUAGAAACACUUGAAACUAAAAAUGAAAAAAAUUAUUUUAAUACUUUUGCAUAAACUCAAUAAAUUUAAAUUGAAAAAAUUAAUUAGUAAUAAGAAGUUAUUUAAGAUGAAAAUGUUAACUUUAAUAAGACUAAUCUUGCUUCUAAUAUUAAAUAAUAGUAAUAGUAGUAAUAAUAAUAAUAAUAAUAAUAAUAAUAAUAAUAAUAAUAAUAAUAAUAAUAAUAAUAAUUAUCUAAGUAUAUAUAACUUUAGAAUUAAUAAGAUAAAUUAUAAGCAUUUCAAGAUAUAAAUAAAUAAAUAAAAUAAUAAAAAUUACCAGCUUAUUUAAAAGGAGUUGAUGAAACAGAUGAUGAUGUUAAUAAUCAAAUAACAAUUAGUAAUUUAUCUUCAAUUAUUCCAGCUGAGAUUUCUGCAAAUUAAAAUAAAAAAAUUAAUGUAUCAUUUGAAAGCAGUAUUGAAUAAUAAUAAUUUGAUUGUCUAAAAGGAUCUGAUUGCAGAAAUACAUUUGGACCAUUAUAAUUAGAAACUAUUUUAAAAUCUCCAAAUAUUUAUCAAGAAAUUAGACCCCAAUAGCAUUCUCCUUGUUAACCUGAAUUUGAUUUAAAUAGUUCAAGAUAAUAAAUAUAGAAUUUUAAUAACUAUUAAGAUAUGUUAUUUUAUAAUGAUUAAGAUAAUAUAAUUAGUAGACAAUGUACAAAUAAUAAUGAAAGUGAAAAAAAACAAUCUAAAAUAUAAUAUGAUGAACCAAUAAAGCAAAGCAAUUUAAUUGAAUAAUUAGAUGCAAUUGAGAAAAUAAUUAAAUCUUAACCUCAAUCUAGAUAGUCGAGAGAUUCUAAGUCAUUAGAAAAUUAUUCUAAAAAUAAUAGUAGAAUCUAAAAUAGUAUUUCAACAUAAAAAACUAAAAGUCCAAAAAAUAACAGCAUUGUUAAAUAACAAUAAACUUUUAGUCCUAUUGGAACUAAAAACUCAAUUGUAGUUUAACCUUUUUAAAAAGAAAGUCCUAGCAAUAGAAUUGCAACAAAAGAAAGUGAAAAAAAUAAAAAUUAAAUUAAAACUCAGUAAAGUAUAUUUGAUAAUAAAAGUUUUGAUAAAAUAUCUUCAGGAUAAAGUUAAAGGUAUAGUGAUUAUAAAGAUGAUAAAACUUAAGUUGAUAAAGAUAAACAAGAAUAAGAGUAUUCAUCAAAUAAUUCAUCAAGAUAUGAAUAAAUGUUACAAAAUUUUUAAAAUUUAAAAAAUUAAUCUAGAAUAGAAUUUUAAUAAGAAAACCAAGCAUUUAAAUAAUCAAUGUAAGUGAAUGAAUGUUAACACAUCAGUGAUUUUGUGAUAUUUAGUGAUAAAUAGAAUGAAACUCAAUAAGAAAUAGUUAAAAAGAAAACUGUUACUUUUAAUGAAUAAUUAAUUUAAUAAUCUCCUAGUGAAAAAGAAAAACUAUAAGUAGGAACCAAUUUUAGUGAUUUUAUGAAGAUAAAAGCUUUAGAUAUUCUCUCAUCUGAUUCUAUACCAGUAAUUCCUUAAGAUGCUUUUACUUUAACUUAAUUAUAACCAAAAGGAGGAAUAAGUAAUAUAUUGUAUUAUUUGUAGGUUUUCUAUAAUAUAAGCAAUAGUUAGAAAAUUGA
Paramecium sonneborni is the source of this 3194-nucleotide messenger RNA. The record is from the annotation of a GenBank genome assembly. Lineage: Eukaryota; Ciliophora; Oligohymenophorea; Peniculida; Parameciidae.